Molecule: messenger RNA, 386 nt
Organism: Yamadazyma tenuis ATCC 10573
Lineage: Eukaryota; Fungi; Ascomycota; Pichiomycetes; Serinales; Debaryomycetaceae
Gene: RPP1A
Product: ribosomal protein P1
Biological process (GO): cytoplasmic translation; translational elongation
Cellular component (GO): cytosolic large ribosomal subunit; ribosome
Molecular function (GO): protein kinase activator activity; ribonucleoprotein complex binding; structural constituent of ribosome
Source: RefSeq, a predicted model, not a curated record
AUACUAAGAAUUAGUCUGCAAACUGCUUAAAUUGAUUAAGUUCUAGUUAUACUCCUAAAAUUAUGUCUGUUGAUACCAGUUUGUCCUACGCCGCCUUAAUCUUGGCCGACUCCGAAAUCGAAAUCACUGCUGAAAACUUGUUGGCCUUGACCACUAAGGCCAACGUCGAAGUUGAAGGUAUCUGGGCUGACAUCUACGCCAAGGCCUUGGCCAGCCAAAACUUGAAGGACUUGUUCUUCAACAUCUCCUCUGCCCCAGCUGCUGGUGCCGCUGCCGCGGGAGGUGCUGCUGCCACUGGUGCUGCUGCUGAAGAAGCCGUCGAAGAGGAAAAGGAAGAAGAAAAGGAAGAAUCCGAUGACGACAUGGGAUUCGGUUUAUUCGAUUAG